This is a messenger RNA of Apus apus (common swift), 2062 nucleotides long. RefSeq names its product CREB/ATF bZIP transcription factor (gene CREBZF). Bases 38 to 985 code for a protein of 315 amino acids. Lineage: Eukaryota; Metazoa; Chordata; Aves; Apodiformes; Apodidae. The transcript has 3 exons. The record is from RefSeq and is a predicted model, not a curated record.
GCCCGGCUCCGCUCGCCCCCGGCCCGGCGCCGCCGCCAUGCGCCACAGCCUGGCCCAGCUGCUGGCGGGCUCCUCCGGCGGGGCCAGCCCCUCGGGUGCCGGCCGGCCGCUCCCCGGCGCGGGGCAGGCCCCGAGAGGGCGGGAUGGCGGCGGGGAAGGGGACCCGGGCCCCGCGCGGCCUAAGCCCCAGCAGCCGCCGCGGCGGGAGGAGAAGGAGGUGGAGGCGCCCGCCGGCCCGCUGGAGGUGUGGGAGCAAGAGGACUGGUUCCCGGGACUGGAGCUGGGAGAUCUGCUGGAAGCGGCCCGGCCGGACUGGGACCUGGAGGCGGAGCUGAGCGGCUGCUUCUGUGGGGAGCCGGAGCCGCUUCCCCCGCCGGGCCAGGGCCACAGGCCGGCGGCGCCCGGGCGGAGGAAGGGCGGGACGGGGAGCCGGCUGAAGGCGGCGGCGGCGGCGCGGCUGAACCGGCUGAAGAAGAAGCAGUACGUGCUGGGGCUGGAGAGCCGCCUGCAGGGCCUGGCUGCUGAGAACCGGCAGCUGCGGGACCGCAACCGCGGCCUGAGCCGCCGCCUGCGAGAGCUGGAGCGGGAGAGCAGCUACCUGCGGGCCGUGCUGGCCAACCAGAGCGCGCUGGGGCAGCUCCUGAGCCGCUUAGCCGGGACCCGCGCCGGCGGGCUGCAGCUCAGCACCAGCCUCUUCAGGGACACGGGCAGCCCCCACCGCCAUCACCACCAGCUCCAGCCCGCCGGCGAGAGCAGCGACCACGACUACGCCUUGCCCAGCUCCCGGCCGUCCGGCCUGGAGGAGGCGGCGGUGGUGACGGAGGCUGAGGAGGAGUGGGCGUCCCCCGGCGGGAUCUGCCUCCACGUGGACCGGGAUCAGGUGUCGGUGGAGUUCUGCUCCAUCUGUGCUCGGCGGGCGGCGGCCUCCUUCAAAAUUUUCUCUUUUAGGUGCUUGCCCUGCCAGGCUCCGUUGUGUAGGGGUUAAAGAACAGUCGUUUUCCACCUCGCAACCUGUGGAUUCAGCUGUGUUGGGGCAGAAGAGACGGGACCAGCUGCUCGCCACAUUUCCUGCUUUAUUUUAAAAGGUAGUAUAAGAAAUGAGAAUAAAGAGGUAACAGGGCUUUUGCUGUCUUUGGUUUAAAAAAAAAAAAAAAGGUUGAAUGCUGGGAUCAUUUACUGUCAUCUGAGAUGUUUUUUUUUAAACAAAAUAUCCUAUCAAACAGGUUUUACUCCACUGUAUGCAGAUUUCCAUCUGUUCAGGGUACAUUGCCAGCACAAAGAAGGCUUAGUGGGAUAUGUGUUACCUUACACCUCAGUGGUGGCAUCAACAGCAAUGUUAAAAGUUGCAGUCUUAAAUUGUAUAGCCCUGCUGGAACUGAUGGGUUGUACUAGUGCCACAGAACCAGAGUCAACCAUCAAAACCUGUACUGACUGAUAUGCAAAAUGGAAAUAAUUGAGUUAGAUUCAACCGAGGCUCCAUCUGCCUAGCUCAGAAUUCUGUGAAUGUGCUUUAAGUUUAAAUCAAGUUUUCAGUUGAUGAGAAGAGAAACACUAAUGUAGCAAGUAUGAAAUGUUAAAAUGGCAUUUUUACGAUUACUUCAGUGUAGAAGUGUUUUUUAAUUUAACUUAAAUAUGCAUUCUUUCUUUCCACAUCACUGCUAAACAGUAGAGGUCAGGGACUUAGUUCAGGUCUCUGUUGUGAACCUGCACAUCACUAGUCAUGAACUACCUGUGAGAUAUGUCUGAGAGUAGCUGAUUUUCUGACAUGCAAAAUGAUACAUGCUGGUACAAGAACAAGGUCAAGUCCCAAGAAAGUAAGUGUCUGCAGGCAUUUCUAGUGCCUACUGAAUCAUAUUUAAACCAAAUAGAGGGGCAGAAGUUAUUUGAAAUUCUAAACUGACUGUACUAUCUGUAUGGUGUAUUAUUAAUGUAGCUUUUUGAAGUGGAAGCCUUGAAAUGACAUAACUUAAUACUUGAAAAUAUAUUGUAAAUGUUUCUUUGUAAUUUUUGUGCCAUCCAGAUGAGAAUACAAUAUAAUAAAAUCAGACUUGUUGAUCUUUCA